GAUGACAAAAAGCAGAAGGAUCAAGAGUCAGAAGGAUCUGCCCCGCCACCUGCGAUACCAGCUCCGGUACCGGCCGCAGCUCAACCUCCACCUCCACCCAUUGACCCGGUUGAUGAAGGUGGUGACAAUUAUGAAGACGUGAACAUUGGUGGUGGAGACGCACCUCCACCAGCUUAG
This is a messenger RNA of Anisakis simplex (herring worm), 177 nucleotides long. The record is from the annotation of a GenBank genome assembly. Lineage: Eukaryota; Metazoa; Nematoda; Chromadorea; Rhabditida; Anisakidae.